GUUGUUCGAUAUCAAACAACUUUUUUUUUUUCCUUUUUGUCUUUUUUUUUUUCACUUCCACACUAUUUUUGAUCAAAAAAUGACUUCGUUUCUAAACCGAUUACGCCGGCGUCCUUCUCAUGAAUAUGCGCCUAUUCGACAUAUGGAAGAACAUUUUGAAUCAGCUGAAAUCAUUAGAGAUACCAUUAUCGGUUUGUCUGAUGGUCUUACUGUACCUUUUGCUCUUGCCGCCGGGUUAUCUAGUUUGGGAAACUCUAAAAUUGUCGUGUAUGGUGGUGCAGCUGAAAUCGUCAGUGGAAGUAUUAGUAUGGCACUUGGUGGUUAUUUGGCAGCAAGAUCAGAAAUAGAACAUUACAAGACGGAACGACAUCGUGAAGAACGAGAAGUAGAAGAAUGUCCUCAAGAUGAAGAAGAUGAAAUUGUUGAAAUUCUGGAACCUUAUGGCUUGGAUCGUAAUACUAUUCAACCCAUCAUUGAGAAACUCAAGGCGGAUCCUCAAAAGUUUGUGGAUUUUAUGAUGAAAUUUGAAUUGGGAUUGGAAAUGCCGGAUCCUCGACGUAGUUGGAUUUCUGCAUUGACCAUUGGAACAAGUUACUUUUUAGGUGGAUUGAUUCCAUUGAUGCCUUAUGUUUUUAUUGAAGAUGCUGUCUUGGCUUUAUGGGUAUCUGUGGCCGUGACUUCAUUGACUUUAUUGGUAUUUGGUUAUAUCAAGAGUCGUCUGGUGAAUCCAAAAGGUGCUAUAUGGGGCGCUAUACAAACAUUAUUGAUUGGUGCUCUAGCUGCUGGUGCAAGUUAUGGUAUUGUCUAUCUUUUGCCGGACGAAUCUGGUCAAGUCACUCAAUUCUUAUCAAGAGCAACCUAGUAUUAGAAUGUACCUUAGAUAAUUUUCCUAUAGUUAGUAUUCUAUUUUUUUUCUUUUUUGAUACACUUAUAAAUGAUAAUGGAUGAUGAUGAUACAAUAUUUUUUUUAAAAAAAAAAAUUCAUUUUAUUUUAUUUCUUUUUUUUUUUUU
This is a messenger RNA of Halteromyces radiatus, 1011 nucleotides long. RefSeq names its product Ccc1 family. The record is from RefSeq and is a predicted model, not a curated record. Gene Ontology annotation, molecular function: manganese ion transmembrane transporter activity; iron ion transmembrane transporter activity. Gene Ontology annotation, biological process: intracellular manganese ion homeostasis. The transcript is spliced from 6 exons. Gene Ontology annotation, cellular component: fungal-type vacuole membrane. The coding region runs from base 80 to 862 and encodes 260 amino acids. NCBI's taxonomy places the organism in Eukaryota, Fungi, Mucoromycota, Mucoromycetes, Mucorales, Cunninghamellaceae.